Messenger RNA from Fragaria vesca subsp. vesca, 1690 nucleotides. RefSeq lists its product as uncharacterized. The record is from RefSeq and is a predicted model, not a curated record. Lineage: Eukaryota; Viridiplantae; Streptophyta; Magnoliopsida; Rosales; Rosaceae. Gene Ontology annotation, biological process: mRNA destabilization. The coding region runs from base 230 to 1690 and encodes 486 amino acids. The transcript is spliced from 9 exons. Gene Ontology annotation, cellular component: cytoplasm. Gene Ontology annotation, molecular function: mRNA binding.
ACUACUACAACUACUACUACUACUUUACACUCCCUCUCUCCCCAAAUCAGCCCCAAUUUUUGAACCCUAACCCUAGCAAUUUCCGGCCUCAGCGGCUUCAACCCCGACGCCGGUAGCCGGUGUAUGGGCACACACCAACCCUUGGAACUCUCGUAAAGCAACUGUAGUCACUACUACUAUUCUCUUCUCCAUAAACCCUCGCUUAUUUUUUGUGCCUUGAAAAUUAGUCAUGGCCGGUGAGAAGAAGAUUGAGAAAGCUGAACCUGUAGCCACUGUGUUGGCAUCAGACUCUGUUAACGGAUUAGGAGAGCCGCAACUGGUCUCUGGGAAAGAAGGGAAACCAUAUGAUGCGAUCUCCUCCAUGACUUCUUCAAGGGAUGCCACCCAUAGCAUCAAAGGUGAGACUGAUCAAGAGUCGGUUGGAGAGCAUGGUGUUUACUAUCCACCCACUAGCUGUUACAAUUAUUAUUAUCCAGGAUAUAAUGGAUCCUAUACUCAAUUGGACGAACAUCGCUAUGCAAAUGCUAGUAAUUCACAUACGGGUGUGCAGUCGGACAAUGGUUCAAUGGUCUAUUAUCUUCCCAGCUAUAAUCCUUAUGCCCCUGGAACUCUUAUGGGUGUCGAUGGCCAAGGUGUCGGUCAACAGCAGUAUUAUUCUUCAUCAGCAACAAACUCUGGUUUUGGAAAUCUAAAAUCUGGACCUGGUGGCACAACUCUAUCUAGGUCAAGUGGCUACAAAGCAAAUGGCAAUCUUGCUAGCAAAUUUUCCAAGCCUUUCCCUUCUACACAACCCAUCAAAUCUUUAAACAAGGUGCCUUAUUUAGGUUCUGAUUUCUCAGCCGGUCUUUUGAAGGGAUAUCCUUCGACUGGAAGAUUCUCAUCAUUCACUAACCAGAAGGGUCUGUUUCCUCUUAAUGGUGAAGCAAACUACAGAUCUAAUGGGAGGAUUCUAAAUGUAAACGACAGAUUCAAAUCAAGGGAUAAAUUUAAUAGAAAUGAGGAUUUUGAAUCCUCAACUGAGUUGACACGUGGUCCAAGAUCUCGCAACAAGAGUCCUCCUUCAGACUCGGCAGUUGAGAAGGAAGUAUUGGGGUUUACAGUCAGUAGGGAUAAAUAUAACCUACCAGAUUUUCAGACUGAUUAUGAAAGUGCAAAGUUCUACGUUAUUAAGUCAUACAGUGAAGAUGACGUCCAUAAGAGCAUUAAAUAUGAUGUCUGGGCCAGCACUCCAAAUGGCAAUAAGAAACUGGAUGCAGCAUUCCGUGAUGCUGAAGCAAAAUCUAGUGAAACAGGCAAACGGUGUCCUAUCUUCCUCUUUUUCUCGGUGAAUGGUAGUGGGCAGUUUGUAGGCCUAGCCGAGAUGAUUGGGGAGGUAGAUUUUAACAAAGAUAUGGACUUCUGGCAAGUUGACAAGUGGAGUGGGUUCUUCCCAGUUAAUUGGCAUGUAGUAAAGGACAUACCUAACACUCAGUUGCGGCAUAUUAUCCUUGAUCAAUUUCUGCUCUUUAUUCUUGAAAUUGCUGUGAACAAAGGUCUGACUUUUGAUUUUGAUUUUGAUUUUAUGAAUGUUUUGCAGAAGCAUAUGAAUACUGGAGGGGAAGACUUUGAAGCUAAAUCGGGUGGGAUCGGGAUGACUUCUGACCGAACAUCUCUCAUUUCACUUACAAAAAAUCUCUCCCUCAAUGCUUGA